AUGGUUACUAUCCCUGACUUUUUACUUCAGCUGAAGCAUUCUUAUCCACCUCUUUAUUUCAACUCUCAUAAAGAAGGCAAUGUUCCAGUUCACCACUUCAACAAGGAAAAUAAGCAAGAGAUAUCUCCUAAAGGAAAUGUCAUCCAGGAAAAAGAGAAGUCCCAAGAUAUUUCUGCUGGCAAAAAAAUACUGAAUAAAGACGAAGGUACUCAAACUAGCAAGUCCUCCCACCGUGACUUUGAGGUUGCCAUUUAUACUAGGUUUAAUGGAAAUGCCAAUACUGGCCAUGGGAGGAGUGUUAGCAAGGAGCUACCUAACCAAGAAGUACGUGGUGUCAUUCUCAUUAACAAAAAUGUCCAACAUGAUAGAAAAUAUGCAAGUGCUAAAAGAUUGUGGCUAAUUGAAAAAGGUGAAGAAGAUAAUAAAACUGAGAAUUCCACACACAAUAAGCCUGAGACAACUAAGUUUUCUGAAACUCAAGGCAAAAGAGAUAAGGAUAUUACUAAUAAUCAAAGAGGCAUUCAAAACCAAAAUAUUCCAGGAGACCAUACAGCCAAUAGUCAUGGCCAAUAUGCCACUGAAUACUCAAAACUAUCCCUAAAACACAUAAAGUUUCCAUAUGAUUUUGAAGGUAGUGGGCAAGAGGAAGAAGACAAUGACUUUUCUCUUUCUGGUGGAGGAAUGAUUGAUCCUGACACAGAAACCACAAGUGGAUACACAAGUGUUCCAGAUCCAGACAAAAAUAAUGCCAUUAAGAGCAACUCUAAAUUUCCCAUAGGAAAUGAAAGCAAUAAUGAAAUCCCAGAGAAAGAACAUGAUCUGAAUUCCAGUGGUGGAAAUUCCACUAGAGACAUUGUUGGAACUGAUGUCAAUAAAACACCAAGAGAAGAGAAAAACAUCAUUGAUAAUAAAAUUUUAGGAGGUAGUAAUUACAUUAAAGGAAGUACAAAUUAUAGGAAACUUCCUGGAAAAGAAGGAGAUGAUUUUGAUGCCAACACUGGAAAUGCUCAUCAAGGGUCAGGAGGAUUUCACCACUCUCAACAAUCCUCGGAAAAGCAAAGAAUUAUUGGCCAACAUGCUAGUAAAGGCAGUAAUGAUGUAAUUAAAGGUAUGGAUUACAAUGAAAUUUCUAAACAUGGCCAAGAUAAAACUAAGGCAAGUGUAGGAAGUUCUAAGAGAGAUCAAAAGACCAAAAAUGAUAAGGAAAAUAGUUUAAGUGAAGGAAAAGGUCAAAGCCUAAUUAUUCCUUCUUAUAGUCAUACUUACCCUUCAAAGGGAGCAAAUGACAUAAGAAAAAAACAUUAUGCCACACAUACAAAAUUCAGCUCUACCAAGAGUCACCAUGUAAGUGGAAGGAAGAGAUUCUGGGGUCCUAAAAAUGCCCAUUCAAAGAAGUUUAAGCCUACUAAAAGAAAUGACAGCAGUGAUUCAACUUCCAGUGACCACUCAAGUGAUAGUGAUAGUGACCAAUCUAUGGAAUAUUUUCAAGGUGGUGCUAAUUAGUCAUUAAUUAGGUUAGAAAGAUUAAAGCCAUCUGACAGCGAAGACAGUGAUUAAUUGUUUGAUUAGGACACUAGGUCUUCUCAGGGUAAUUUCCAAUACUAUAAUUAUAGGCAGUAAUAGAAUAUUUUCAAAGCUGACUAUGGUCUGAUUUUGAUUUCUUUAAAGGAGAAAGUCUAAUGUAAGAUAUAUGUUUGAUAGGUAAUGUUUCACUUUAUUUUAUU
Gracilinanus agilis (Agile Gracile Mouse Opossum) is the source of this 1724-nucleotide messenger RNA. RefSeq names its product matrix extracellular phosphoglycoprotein (gene MEPE). NCBI's taxonomy places the organism in Eukaryota, Metazoa, Chordata, Mammalia, Didelphimorphia, Didelphidae. The record is from RefSeq and is a predicted model, not a curated record. Gene Ontology annotation, biological process: biomineral tissue development. Gene Ontology annotation, cellular component: extracellular matrix. Gene Ontology annotation, molecular function: extracellular matrix protein binding. The transcript is spliced from 2 exons. The coding region runs from base 1 to 1503 and encodes 500 amino acids.